Molecule: messenger RNA, 3478 nt
Organism: Styela clava
Lineage: Eukaryota; Metazoa; Chordata; Ascidiacea; Stolidobranchia; Styelidae
Molecular function (GO): [protein-PII] uridylyltransferase activity
Source: RefSeq, a predicted model, not a curated record
GUAAAAUAUACGAGUUACUAAAUAACGAUUAGUUUGAAAAUGGAAACAGAAGAUGAAAUAUCUCAAAAAGAGAAAGAUUUAGCCGAACAGUUGAAGGCAGUUUGUACACCCUUCGGUGAUGAAAGGCGAUCAAAACUAAAGGAAUCAACUAAUAUUUUGUUUGAAAUGGGCAAGUUAUAUCUUGAAAAAGCAAAGUCAUCAACAGGAAUGAAACAAAAACUUGAUUUUAUAAAAUGUUCUGCUUUAUUACACGGUGCCAGAGUUCGAUAUGAAAGAAUAUUAUAUGAUAUAAAAGGAAAGAAGAAGGUUCAUGACCUCAUGGUUUCUUUGGAUGACAUUUUAUUUGUAGCUUGCAAAGGAAAUAAGUGUGAUAAGAGUCUGUUUGAAAUUUCUUCUGUUGUUGCUGGAAAAUUUAAAUAUUUGAGAGAAGCUGAAAAGCAAGAUUUAAACAGUUUGAGAAUCAUUGAUGAAAAUCUUCCAGAGAAUGAAUGUCACCAACAACAAUUAAUUAAAAUUGAAGUGAUAAAAGAUUUAAUGAAAAAGAACACAAAGAAUUAUAUAAGUUUGAUGAAUUAUAUUGCUGAAUAUUGCCUACGGAUACUUGGCAAUUCUCUCUGUCCUUUUGCUAUAGUCGGUUUGGGAUCUUUAGCUCGCGAGGAAAUAACUUUAUAUUCUGAUUUUGAACAUGUAAUAAUUCUUGAAGACGGUAUUGAUGAUUCUCCAAAUUAUGAUACAGUGAGGGAAUACUUCAGAUGGUUUGCUGUGAUAUUUGAGAUUAUUAUAAUUGGUUUGGGGGAGACUAUAAUCAGAAGUGUUGGCGUGAAGAGUAUCAACGAUUUGUAUUCAGAAGACAAAAGCAAAAACUGGUUUUAUGAUAUGUUCACACCAAGUGGUAUUGCAUUUGAUGGUAUGGUUCCUCAUUCAUGCAAUACACCACUAGGUAGACAAGAACCAACAAAAAAUCACAAGCACAAAGUUGAACUGAUUCAGCCUGUCAGUAAAAUGGCUUCAUAUUUAACAUCGGAUGAAGACAUCAAAAAUGGUUACUAUUUGAAAGAUGUAUUGUCUCGUACUUGUUUUGUAUUUGGUAACGAAGAGUUGUAUUUGAAUUUUAAGGAAAAAUCCAGACAUAUCUUAGAUGGCCAACCAAAACAAGAAAUUGCUACUGAUAUUCUUAAGCAUGUAAGAGAGAAUGUCAACCAAGGUGUCAAAUCUAAAAUUCGAACACAUAUCAGCGCAUCAAAUGAAUUAGAUAGCAAAGUCUAUUUUUACAGACCGUUUGCAGUGUUGUUGGGUUACUGGGCUCGAUUUUUUAAGUUGAAAGAAGAAUCCAGUUUUGAAAUUAUCGUAAAAUCAAAAUUCAAUGAGACGUAUCAUCAUCCAACCAUGUAUGGCUUUGCUGUUGCUUGUGAAGCAAGAUUGAAGCUUUACAGUCAUUGUGAAGGAAAUCGAAAAUCAUCAGAAAAUAUUCUAAAUUAUAUCGGUAAAAAUUGUGCCAUCAAUUGUAUAUCAAUUAUUUUGCAUCUUGCAGAUUCGAUAGUGAAUUUGGAAAAACGUUAUAUAAAAGGUGAAUUACUGACCCAUGUUUUUCCUGGACCUUCUCCAUGUCCGGGUGCAUUUGAUGGCUCUUCACUGUCGCUUUUAUCAUUAGGUUUUCUUGAAGAAGCCCGGGUUAAAUUUGAACUGGAGAAAUCUUUGCUUGAUGAAGAUCCAUGGAAAGAUAGGUUUCCCUAUGCUGGUGUACUUCUUCCACUUGUCAUUACGUACUACCAACUUCACGAUAGGUCUGAGGAUGUAAAUUAUUUCAGCAAGGCUGAAAAAGAGAUUGAGUGUUUAUUAGCAAUAGAUGAAGAUAGUUCAGAAUCUUUCCUCAUUUGUACCAUGUUACUGGAAAUAUAUUUUGAUUCUGAACGUUAUGAAGAAGUUCUAACUCUUGUGGAAAAGUGGUUUAAAAAAGGUACUGUAAAAGAUAAAGGCAUCACUUUCUAUUUACGAUUGAGGCAAUUCUCAGCUAUGAGAUUAUUAAAAAAGCCAAAUGAAAUGCUUAAUUUUUGCUUGGGAGAAAUUUCAAAGCAUGAGGAUGAUGUUUCACAGUUGCUUUUUCAAUUUGGUUCUGCUUUAUUUUAUAUUGACUUGAAGAAAGACGUGCAAGGCAAAGAUAUAUUGAGCAAAUUAUCCGAUUCUGUGAUGCAAAUGAGAGGUGUUCCCAAGGUGGCGGUAUUGAUAUUCAUGUCGUUUGUUUUUAGGACUCAAAUGAAGAAUGACUGGUGGGGGGAUGCCUUUAUGACAUUAGAGAGGUCCAGAAUAAUACAGGAGUCGCAGAUGCAAUUGGUUGAUGUCGCACAUGCCGGUGGGGCUUUAGUAUGCCCUGAUGCUGCUUUGUGCUAUACUAUAAUAGCCAAACAUUUUAUGCCUGAAGCCAAAAGACCAGAAGUUCUAAACAGAGUGAUUGAAAUUUGCCGUCGUCCUGAAAAUUUGGUAGUCUGCGUCAAGCAUUACCAAUAUGCUCUCACCUUAAUGUUGACUUUAGAGAGCCAAAACUUGAAAGUAUUUGAUAUCAAAGCAUUUAACACAGCAUUCUCAGAAGCACCGCAUGUUGUUAUAAGUGACAUUACUUUACAAAGUACCGCUUUAAGAAAAGAACUUAUUCUUCUUGAUUAUUAUCAAGAACAAAUAUCGAAUGGAAAGAUCAUGGAUAUUUUUCCCUUGGUUAUUUCAUUUCUUCACACGUUUAAUUUCAAUCUUUCCCACCCUUUGCUAUCUGUCAGUAUAAAUGCACUUUUCAUUUCUCUCAUAGAUGCCUUGGCAUUGUUGAUAUGUCCAGGCGAUGGCCAACAAGUAAUAAACAGCGUUAAUGUUCGCUUUUGUGUUGAACGACUGCAAGUUUUUCAAAUAUUUUAUGAUACAUUAAUGCUGGAAUUAAAACAUGAAUUAAACCACAGUUCAAAUUUCUUUUGGAAAAAAGUGCGAUCACACCCGACUGUCAAUAAACAAUACAUUUAUAAAUUGUUGAAUCUUGUUAUCAAAGCUGUAUCUAUUGAUAAAUGGAGCCAAACUCAAAAAAUGAUAGAGGAUUAUGCUAAUAGGAUACUAAUAACUGGUCCCAGUAACCCUAUCGAAUCUAAGUACAAUUUUGCUAUUGCUAAUUACCAUGUAUGCAAUUUUCCUGUUGCUGCAAAAUGCUUGUGGGAGGUUAUUUGUCAGGUAAAAAAAGGUGACAUUCUCCACAUUAGAGCUAUUGUAACUCUACUGUUUGCUGUAAUAUUGCAAAUGAGAUCAUUUGGUUAUAUGCUAGAUUUUGGCUCAAAGUAUAUUUCAUUGAGCCUGUAACAAUUUUGAUUUUAUUGGCCCUUUGUGUUGCAAAUAUUUAUUUAACAGUUAACAAUUAUGAAAUAUUUCUAUUCAAUCCAUAUAUGCAACGCUUUAGAACAAGUUAUUCCUAUGUGAUCAAAUACAAUUUGUUCCCAGUGUAAUACUU